Molecule: messenger RNA, 964 nt
Organism: Pecten maximus
Lineage: Eukaryota; Metazoa; Mollusca; Bivalvia; Pectinida; Pectinidae
Exons: 4
Coding region: 29-964 (311 amino acids)
Molecular function (GO): zinc ion binding
Source: RefSeq, a predicted model, not a curated record
GCAUUACUUCCGGAUAGUUCAGUAAACAAUGGCGGACCGUAGCAACAGUAUAAACAAAGAGAAUGAAGACGUGAACCUGCAGACAAUUGAUCGGCUUACUGUUCAAGAAUUGAAGAGUUUUUUGCGCCAGCAUGACCAGCCAGUUAGUGGACGAUCAGCUGAAUUAAAGGAACGUGCGAAAGGUGUGUUGAACCUUGGUAUCAGACGGAAAGAUAUACUACAGCGGGAAGAUGAAAGACAAUCCACUCUCUACCAAGCCCGUAAGUUCGUGUCCCCUCUUGGCGAAAUUUUACCCCACCCAUCCACAUUGAAGAACUGGACCGACAAUGUUAGGCAGAUACCUAUGUUUCUAGAAGAUGCCUUAUAUAAUUACCUUGUUCUGAACAGACAGCGGACGUUUGAUAAUGCUCCAAUGGGUGCUGUUAAACAACUUAAAGCAAAGGUCUUCUAUGAAGAUAGUCAUGUUCACCACAUACGAUACAGCCCUAUCACAGACCUCUGUUCUCACUGCUAUGUAUCAUGUAAAGUGGUACCAUCCAUGCCAACGGCAGAUGUGAACAAGUCUCCUGACUACAGUGUUUGGAUAUGUAUAUCGAAACAGACUGGACAAGUGCAUGCAGCUGAUUGUAACUGUCCUGCAGGAAAUGGAGAAUCGUGCAACCAUGUGGCAGGUCUUCUGUAUGGCUUAGUUGACAUCACAGAGAAAAAGCAGUCUGGGGAAUUAGCGCCAACCGCUGAACCCUGUAAAUGGAGCCAGCCAAGAAAGAGGAAAUUGUCCCCCAAAAAGGCAGAACAGAUGAAAUUUCGAAAAUGCACAAAUACUGGUAAUGCUGAUAAAUCAGACUACACAUCAUUCCGACCAUCUGGAGUUCAGCCACCAUUGGAUAGGGAUUCAUUCCUAGCAGAGAUGAAGGAAGUCUUGCCAAUCAGGAAUGAACCAUUCAAAAGAAGCUCCAAAACUUAA